Messenger RNA from Purpureocillium lilacinum, 1200 nucleotides. Lineage: Eukaryota; Fungi; Ascomycota; Sordariomycetes; Hypocreales; Ophiocordycipitaceae. The record is from RefSeq and is a predicted model, not a curated record.
AUGGCACGAAGGAAAGCAGACAGCGCGUCUAGGUACAAGGAUUACUUUGAGCUCAUCCGCACGAAAAUUGAGAAAUACAACAUCCUGCCUUGCAACACGUAUAAUGUGGACGAGAAAGGCUUUCUCUUGGGCGUAAUCAAUCGAACGAAGAGGGUCUUCUCCCUCAAUGUCAAAAAACAAGGCAAAUUGCUCGGAGCAGCGCAAGACGGCAAUCGUUCCUGGAUUACCUUCCUUGCAUGCGUCUGCCAGGACAUGACGUCACUGCCCCCGUUCCUCAUCUACCAAGGCAAGCCAGGACAAGUUCAGGAUUCUUGGCUCACAGAAUUUGAACCGGAGCAUCAAUCUGCCUUCUUUACAACGUCAGAAACGGGGUGGACAAAUCACGAGCUUGGAAAGGAGUGGCUCACCAGCGUUUUCGACCGGUUUACCAAGGCAAAGGCUCGAAACGGCCGUGACUAUCGCCUUCUCAUUACCGAUGGCCACUCGAGUCAUCUUAUCCAAUGGACGACAAAGACACAGGGUCUCAUCAGUCUGUCGAAGCGCGAGUUCUGGACCUUAUUUUGGAAUGCUUUUACGGCUUCCUUCUCCGUGCAAAACAUUGCCAUCGACCAUUCGUCUAGCGAUGCUGGUCGCAGCAGCCGAAAGCUGAAGAGCACUUUGGAGAGCCUCCAAUCUGAGGUUGAGCUGCUUCGAUAUGAGAACCAGGGACUCCGUGAGACAACUAUCCAUGAGAAGCAGCGCAGACAGCGCGGUAAAGCUCCGAAGGACUACCUCUUCGACCGCAUAGAUCCUAAGUCAGCUCAGAUAUUUAGCCCCGCGAAAGUGGCUCAAGCCCGUGUAAAGAAGGCUGAAAUGGAGGCCCGGAAGAAAGAGGAGGCUUUGAAGAAGGAGGCGCAAAAGAUUCAGCGACAGCAGAAGGCGGCUGAGCAAAAGGCUCUCGCCUUGGAGAAGAGGAGGCAAAAAGUGGCCGAUAUGGAGACAAAACGACAGAAAAAGGAAGCCAGGAAGCAAGAGAGGGAGGCCAGGCGGCAAGUCCGGCAAGAGCUGGAGCGCCACAGCCAGGAAAUAGCAUGCGAAAUGCAGCAUGAACAACAGGCCGCUUCUGAGGGUCGCGCGAAAAGCCCCGGCCAGCGCAAGUCCGAGGGCAACAACGACUCCGGUGCGCACAAUACGUGCGAAAAGACCGUCUUUGGCUUGUGA